CAUACAUUCAGAGCCAGAAGGACAGUAAACCUCAAUUCCAGAAACAAUGAACAUUCAACGAGAUAUCGGAGGUGAAAAGUUUAAGAAUUAUAAAGACUAUUCUUAUUGUUUGAGUGGCAAGCUAGAUCUCAACCUCAGAGUGCGAAUAAGUUUACUAGAAUGGAAGCCAAAAAGGCCGCAUCUGGAUGCUAGCACAGUUCCAUACUCGGCAGAGAAGAGGAGUCCCUAUCCGGAUCUCUACGUGACAUGCCAGGUGUUUGCGGGUGACCAACCAUUAACAAUUGUCCUGAAGACUUCUUACAAGCCUAUGUCAAGCAAAUUCACUUGGAAUGAAUGGAUCGUUCUCCCAAUCAAGUAUAAAGACUUACCCCUGAAUGCUCAAUUGGCCUUUACGGUAUGGGAUGCAGCCUCUCCUCGGAAAGUGGUGGCUGUGGGUGGCUCGACUUUGCGGCUAUUCGGUCCUUUCAAUAUCAUUCGGACAGGACCUCAAAAACUGUAUAUGUGGCCGGACUGUGAAGCAGAUGGAAGUGAGCAUACCAAGACACCAUCAGAUACUGGAGAGAGAACGGAAAUGGAUCGAUAUGAAAAGCUGCUAAAAAAGCAAGACCGUGGUGAUAUCCCAAGGACAGAUUGGCUUGACAACCUCGCGUAUCGACAGAUAGAACAGAUCCAUAAGAAACUUGCAGCACAGUCCGAUAAGAUGCUUCUCAACGUUGAUUUACCACGGUUCGACUUCCCUGUCAUCUUUGAUGAGCAUGAGUAUGAAUUUAAGCCCCACCCUAUAUCCAACAGCUUUGGUGGACCUGCAGCCGCAGGCUCAACGCCUUUGGUUCAUGGGAACAGCAGCUCAGGAAAUCCCAUCUUCACAGUUGAGGAUCCUGAAAUGACCAGGGAAAAUCCAGUAGAAGCUAAGCACAGGAGAAUGGUUCGAAGUCACCGUAAUACUCCUUUAGAUAGAGAAUUAAAGCCUAAUCCCAAGAUUCGCGACGAACUAGCGCAAAUUUUACGAUACCCCCCAUCACACUCGCUUACAGCCGCAGAAAAAGAUCAACUUUGGGAAUUCAGGUUCUAUCUUACUCGGGACAAGCGGGCUUUAACAAAAUUCUUGAAAUCAGUCGUCUGGAGUGAUCCUGCGGAAGCCAAGCAGGCAGUAGACCUGCUUCCCACAUGGGUCGGUGUAGACGUAGACGACGCGUUGGAGUUGCUGGGAUCAUCAUUUGAGAACCGUGAAGUGAGAUCAUAUGCUGUAACGCAACUUCGGAGCGCAAACGACGAUGAUCUACUGCUGUUUCUACUGCAACUGGUACAGGGCUUAAAAUUCGAGCAAAUUGACGACAACUUUGGUGAAUCAAACUUGGCAGCAUUUUUAAUUGAGCGAGCUGUCAAGAAUCCUAUCCUUGGUAACUACUUUCAUUGGUACUUGAUGAUUGAAUGUGAAGAUGUGGCGGUUAGUAAGAUGUAUGGAAAAGUGGUAUAUCAGUACAUGUCUAUGAUGGCUGCCUCAGGGAUCCAGCGUCGAGAGAGUUUGCGACGUCAAGGAGAGCUGAUUCAGACCUUGGCGAAUUUAGCGAAAAGUAUCAAGCAAAUGAGGGAGUCUCGUCCAAAAAAAAUUGAAAAAUUACGCGAGUUUAUUUCAGAUCCCAAAAAUGGGUUGAUAUCGUUCCUGCCAUUGGCAUUGCCCCUGGACCCAAGGGUAGAGGUCACUGGUAUCAUACCAGAAAAAACCAGUAUCUUUAAAAGUAACUUGCUGCCUUUGCAUCUCACAUUCUCAUGCACUGAUGGAAGCCAAUACCAAGCAAUUUUCAAAUCCGGUGAUGAUUUGAGGCAAGACCAAUUGGUGAUCCAGCUCAUCACACUUAUGGAUGAUCUGUUGAGGAAAGAAAACUUAGACCUUAAGUUGAUGCCAUACAAGGUGCUUGCUACAGGUGCCGACCACGGAAUGGUCCAGUUUGUGCCAUCACAGUCGCUGGCCAAUGUCUUGAACGAGAACAACGGCAGUCUGCUGAUGUUCUGGAGAAAGUAUCAUCUAGACGAACGGAGCGUGGACACGUUUGGAGUUCGGCCUGAGGUGAUGGAUGCUUAUGUCAAGAGCUGCGCUGGCUACUGUGUGAUAAUGUAUCUGCUCGGUGUUGGCGAUCGCCAUUUAGAUAACUUGCUUCUAUCGCCCAACGGAAAUAUAUUCCACGUAGACUUUGGGUUUAUCCUUGGACGAGACCCGAAGCCAUUUCCUGCGCCUAUGAAGAUCACGAAGGAAAUGGUAGAUGCCAUGGGUGGCUUUAAUUCUGUUCACUACCAGAGCUUCAAGUCAUAUUGCUUCACAGCCUAUAACAUCCUAAGGAAAUCCGCCAACCUUAUUCUAAAUCUGUUUGGGCUGAUGGUGGAUGCAAACAUUCCUGAUAUCAAAGCCGAACCAGAUAAAGCUGUUUGGAAGGUUGAAGAGCGUUUCCAAUUGAAUCUGACGGAUGAUGAAGCAAUCAAAUUCUUCCAGAAUCUAAUCAACGAAAGUGUGGGCGCACUCAUACCUCAAAUUGCUGAGACGAUCCACGGGUGGGCCCAGCAUUGGAGAAAAUGAAAAAUAAUAAAUUCAGAACUUGCUUCAUUUAGG
This is a messenger RNA of Lobosporangium transversale, 2605 nucleotides long. Its product is annotated as putative atypical/PIKK/PI3K protein kinase. Gene Ontology annotation, cellular component: phagophore assembly site; cytoplasm; peroxisome. Lineage: Eukaryota; Fungi; Mortierellomycota; Mortierellomycetes; Mortierellales; Mortierellaceae. Gene Ontology annotation, biological process: phosphatidylinositol-mediated signaling; endocytosis; autophagosome assembly. The record is from RefSeq and is a predicted model, not a curated record. Gene Ontology annotation, molecular function: 1-phosphatidylinositol-3-kinase activity. Bases 47 to 2572 code for a protein of 841 amino acids. The transcript is spliced from 15 exons.